Molecule: messenger RNA, 1334 nt
Organism: Nicotiana tabacum (common tobacco)
Lineage: Eukaryota; Viridiplantae; Streptophyta; Magnoliopsida; Solanales; Solanaceae
Source: RefSeq, a predicted model, not a curated record
AUAUAGUGGGUGAAUUUCAUGUGCUAAGAUUUUCGGAAAAACAGCAUUAGAUUUACCCCUUUACUUUUAAUCAUGUUUUAAACUUACCCUACAGUUAUACUUCAGUUAAGUAUAGAUCUCCAUUAGGUGCAACAAUAAUAACAACAACAACAACAAUAACCUAGUAAAAUCUCAUAAGUGGAGUCUGGAGAUAAAGAGGUUGUUUCCGAUAUAUGAAUAUUCAUUAAGAGCAUAGGAAAAUAUAAAACGAUUUAACACUAAUACGAAUAAUCCUAAUAUUUUGUACAGUAAAUGAGGAUUUAUUUUUAUCCUGUUCCAUGUAUUAGUAUUAAAUGAGGUGUGAGCGGUUGUUGGGAAUUUUGAAUUAGGCUUGGAAGACACGCACCCAAGAAAAGGAAAAGCAUAUGGCUAAGUUGUGUUGACUAAUUAAAACACCUUGCUUCCCAAGUUUUCCCACCUCUUCCACCUCCAAAACUCUCUACUCUUCCUAUAUAUAAACCGAAUCCAUCACCAUUUCUACAACCAAUUCAACCAUUUUUAAGCUCACAAAAAAUUCAACCAAAAAUGAAGAGAGAAGGUCGCCAACACGGUAUGGUUCGUACUUACCCAAUUUUACCUUCUUCUUGGAACCCAAAACCCGAGCCAAGGUACAUCAACAAGUCCAAUUCACCACCAACCGCUGGGCUUUUUACAAAGGUUUCAACUAAGCCCUGUAACCAUUCCAAGUUCACAGGCAAGUGCGGUAGGCCCAGAUGCAACAGCUGCCAUAUUCACCCAGCUGGAAAAUCGAAGGACAAAACUAAAGGAACUCAAAAAUUAAAGGGACGUGGCGACGUUGUUUCGAAUUAUAGGUUGAUUACUUGGAGAGUUGUUGAUUCCAGACCUGGGUUGAAUUUUUCUGGGUUUUCGGCUUCUGGACUUUUGGAUCAUUUGGAUAGUGAUUAUUCUUAUUACAUGGAUCAUGAUGAUGAUCAUGGAAUUUACUAUGAUGCCCCUGAUGGAGAUUAUUUUAACGACGAAAUUGGAUCGGAACUGGUAGUUGACUCCAAUUGGUCAACACCUGGAGUUGAGAUUGAGGAGAUUGAUGAAUGUGAAGAUAAUGGGGAUGAUGAUGAAGAAAGAAUGAGUUUCUGUGAGGUGGGAUUUGUGUGGGAAAAAGUUGAAGAAGAUGGAGAUUGGUGUGUGGUGGAAGAAAUGUAAAAAUUGGGUGCGUUCUUAUUGUAUUUGUAUUUAAUAUUGUGACCUUUCAAUAUUGUUCCAUUUCUGUAAUUGUAUUUACUUGUCAAAUAAAUUGAUUAUUUUACAGCAAUGAGAUGGCGUUGAUUUGUGAGAAA